Molecule: messenger RNA, 840 nt
Organism: Peronospora matthiolae
Lineage: Eukaryota; Oomycota; Peronosporomycetes; Peronosporales; Peronosporaceae
Source: the annotation of a GenBank genome assembly
AUGAGUGUGCUCAUGGGCGAACCCGCCAUUAAUGGUAUGUUGGAGUCUCUAAGAAGAUGCCAGCAACAGGCUGCUAUCAACAAGUUCCUACAAGGGGAACUUGCCGUCGAACGACAGAAGAUAGACUUGCUACAACAGCAAGGCUUUCAUCAGUCGAUGGGCUGGCUGAUGCACAUGCGUCGACCCGAAACCUUGAAGAUUGAUACCUCAAGGUACAAGCUAACUGACGAAGAUUCCCUUUUGAGAUGGUUCUUCGAGUUAGACGAUGCCAUCAGGGCCCGUCACAUCGAGGUUGACGAGAUGCAAGUCACCUUCAUCCUGUAUAUUUUGACGAAACGAGCAAAGCCUUGGGCCUCAGGGCUCAACCUUCACGACCAAAACGUGUUUGAGUCGUUUGAGAUCUUGAAGUCUCUGCCUAAAGAGACGUUUGAGCCGCCGAGAGCCGAGUUCAAAGCAUGCUAUGCACUCUUGAGGCUCAAGCAUGGUAGACGGGACGUGCACGCUUGCGCACAACACCUACGAUACCUUGCGAGUAGCGUCACGGAAAACCCUUUUGAUGAGCACACGCUUGUCAACGUGUUCAUCUACGGCCUUGUGGAUGGGCCGGUGAAGACCUACAUGUUGCAAGAGGACUUCCAUACGCUGGAACAGGCGAUAGCGUACGCGGAACAAGAAGACUUCAGCCUGAGACAGUCUCAGGCUAACUCGUCAAACUAUUGUCCGACGCGACGACAGAAAACAGGAGGUCCCUAUCCAACGGACCUCUGUUGUAUCGAGAGCGAGAACACUCGCCCUCUGAGUCACAAGCGAACGGCAAGAUGCCUGUUGUUUGUUCAAUAG